Molecule: messenger RNA, 1750 nt
Organism: Toxorhynchites rutilus septentrionalis
Lineage: Eukaryota; Metazoa; Arthropoda; Insecta; Diptera; Culicidae
Product: SET domain-containing protein SmydA-8-like
Exons: 3
Coding region: 122-1615 (497 amino acids)
Molecular function (GO): protein binding
Source: RefSeq, a predicted model, not a curated record
UUAAAGAGUGAACCACGGGCGCGUUUAUAUAAAUUCGGAGCGAAACAUUUUCUGAUAAUCAGUUUUUUCAAACCCAAAGCCACAAUUUAGAAACUCACGCUUAAAACAAAUUCUUACAAUUAUGGAUAAAACAUUCAAAGUGAAGGAAAACCCCGAGCUAGGUCGAUAUGGAGUGGCAGCGAAAGAUUUGAAGGCUGGAGAGAUGCUUUUCGAAGAAAAACCAUUCGCGAUCGGUCCAAAAGUGGAAAACCCACCGGUGUGUUUGGAGUGCUGCUGCCCAGUGGAUGGAGGAGUCACCGGACCUAAGUGUUCGCACUGUGGGUGGCCUUUGUGUGAAGAAUGUGUUUCCAAGCAGGAUGAUAUUGUGUACCACAAAAAGGAAUGUGCCCUAUUUGUGAAACACAAGGUCAAAUUCCAAAAUGUCGAAGAUUCCACCGCCAGCUGUAUUCAAUUGGAUUGCAUAACACCUCUGCGUGUAUUAUUGGAGAAGGAGAGCCAUCCGGAUCGGUGGAAUGAUGAAAUAAGUGUGAUGGAGUAUCAUCAUGACGUGCGAAAGGAUUCCAUGACUUGGAAUGCAGACCAAAACAACGUUGUCGCUUAUUUGCGUGGUCCCUGUGGGUUGGAGGAUCGUUUCUCGGAAGAACUAAUCCAACAGGUGAUUGGUAUUCUCGAGGUGAACGCGUUUGAAGCUCGUACCUGUAACGGAUACGCUGUGCGUGGAUUGUACCCUAAGCUAGCAAUAAUGGCACAUUCUUGCGUGCCCAAUGUAGUACAUUCGAUUCAUCCCAGUCAUGAAUAUAGAUUGAUAGCAAGAACGGCAAUCGAUGUUCCGGAAGGAGAAAAAUUGUACACAUCCUACACGUACACGUUGAGUGGAACUAGUACUAGGCAGCAAGCUCUAAAAUAUGGAAAAUACUUCUCCUGUCGGUGUGCUCGCUGCUUGGACCCUACCGAGCUAGGUACUCAUUUCAGUUCACUCAAAUGCCAGAAAUGUGAUAACGGUCUUAUCGAAUCGCUCGAUCCAUUGAACGACGAGGCAGAUUGGAAAUGUACCCAUUGUGAUUUCAAUACUAAAGGCGCCUUAGUACAGAAAGCUGUUAAUGUGAUGCAAACUGAACUGGAUGAGUUGGCCUACAUGGAAUAUGGCCCAGAACGACUGGAAAACUUUGAGAGAGUCUUCAAGAAAUAUAAAAGUGUGCUGCAUCCCCUCCACUUCAUCAAUACUUCUAUACGACACAGUCUCAUCGAAUUGUAUGGUAGAAUUCCGGGUUAUGAGAUGCAGGAACUCCCGGAUAUUCUACUGGAGCGUAAAGUCGAUCUUUGUAGGGAUAUUAUGAAAGUAUUGAACGUAUUCGAGCCGGGUAAAUCCCGUGCUCGUGCGAUGAUCCUUUACGAGAUACAUGCGCCGCUCGUACUACUAGCUCAGUCGGCGUAUACACGAGGUAAUCUAGCUGGUGUCCCUUUGAAGGAAGAACUGAAGAAGGCAGCUGCGUUGCUGGAAGAAUGUGGAGGAAUAUUGGAAUGGGAAGAUCCAUCUUCGCCGGAAGGCAUUCUUGCGAAUGUGGUCAAACAAUCGCUUGUGCAACUCAAAAAUAGCAUGCAAGCGUUGGGCUGAUAAUUCAAUAAGCUUGUUGAGAGAUUACAAAAUACAUUUAUAUCAUGAGCGCAAUGUGAUGAUUACUUAUUUGUUACAACUAUUUAUGUACCAGUACAACUAGUUACAUUACUUAAUAUUUUAUUAUAAUAAAAG